Paracoccidioides brasiliensis Pb18 is the source of this 1806-nucleotide messenger RNA. RefSeq lists its product as uncharacterized. Bases 1 to 1806 code for a protein of 601 amino acids. The transcript has 2 exons. The record is from RefSeq and is a predicted model, not a curated record.
AUGGAGAUGGGUUUGCAGAACGAAAAAAGAAGAAGUCGUCGGGAAGGUGAAGAUGUGUCCAGCAAAUCAUACUACAUCGUGAACGAUUCAAAUGGUAAUCCCAAGAAGAAUCCAGGGGGAUUCCAUCAAGAUUCGCACUCUCCACGCGGAAAUCACUCACCUUCUCUUAUGAAUGAGAGCUUCCCCAGAGUACCAUCACGCACUAGUGAUGAACACCAUCCAUCAUCGCACUCACUAAUUACUGGAACGUACGGCAAAAUCAUGUUUAUUCCAGCCCAUAUGAUGCUCCCCCCUGAGGAAGCAUCACUACUCCGUCGCGCCCGGCAAUUUCCACCUGUAACAGCAUGUUCGCUCGGCGAACUCAGCCUGGAGUCCAUUAUCAAAAACACCCAGCUUCGAAUGGAUGUUAAUUUUGAUAAGGAUCUUCAUUUUCGACCAGUGGGUGGCCCGGCAAAGCUGAAGGUGGCAGAUGAGUAUUGGCGAGCGAUCGCCAUCGAAUUUUCGAUAUAUGCCUUUUGCACCAGCCACAGCAUCAACUUCUCUCUCGACCUCGACUCUUCACUUCCAAUCCACCAGGUCUUUCAAGCAAGACUACCAAAAAUGCUUGAUAUUUUGCGGGAAAUAUUAUUGACUUUGGUUCCCGAACGAGAUUGCCAAUGCGUAGAGGAAAAUUUGGACAUUUCGUUUCUUAUGAAGCAGAUUGAAAAAGGAGUCUUAAAUUUGGUUGGACUUGCUGAAUGGCUUGCGACUUUGUUGAAAACCCAUUGUGCACCCAUGAGAGACCAUAUGGCUGAUGAAAUGGUCAAACAUAUUCAAACGGGUUGUCAAUUGCAAGAUAUGAACGAAAUCGCGGAAGGUCUGAAACAGCUGUUCGCGAUUCUCGAAUCAAUGAAGCUGGAUGUGGCAAAUCAUCAGAUACGCGUCUUCAGGGUACUUCUGAUACAAGAUUCAAUUGAGUAUCUGACGAAAUACUUCCACUUCAGCAUGAAAAAAUCGCCCAGGACUUUCAGAGAAGCGCAAGAUGCAAGGGACUGGUAUCUUGGAUAUCGACGCCUAGAACGGUACCAGAACAAUCCACAACUUGUUCUCAAUAAUUUCGAAUCCGCUAAGGUCUUAUUCGAAGGCUUAUUUAGUAUUCUGUGCUCGUUCGGCUCGCCAAAAUUGUUUCCCAAAACCUUCCAAUUCGAUAUCGAUAGAUUAUGCAAUAUUCAGGAUAAUUUCGAGACGCUCGUUUUACUUCAAGUAUGUUACCAGGUGUUUAACGCAGCGGUGAGAAGGAUAUAUGGAGAGAUUUCCUUCUGCACUUCAACGUAUAACUCUCUGCAAUCUCGCAUACUAUCGGUCCUCAAAUAUGGCGACUACCAAUCAGUGGAAACCCGUCCUCCAGGAAAUUGCACGAUAGAUCGGUUCCGAGGCAACAUACCCAACAUCGCUCUAGAAAUUGCACGAGUUGCGCAUAUGAUGCAAGAUAGUCACUGCGGAGCGACAUAUCCAGACGAAAGUACCAUUGACUUUGCAUCAAGCAUGCUUCGUUCACUUCUGUGGUUCAAAGAUGCUCAGUUUUGGGACAUUCGCGACUGUAUCCAGCAAGAUCUGCAGAGUAUUACGAUCGAGUUUGCAGAACAAUUCUGGUCAAUGACAGCACUUGGUGUGGCCGACUCGCAGAACCUUGGGCGAUCAUACGACCACAUGUCGUUGCCUCAGAUCCCCGAUUUACAAUGCCUUGGAAAACGUCUGGCACAUAUUGGACUGUUGCAUUGGAGAGUUUGGGCUCCCUUAAUCUAUUCUCCAGAAGAUGGGGUGUGA